AUGGCGGAACUGCUGAGAGAAGCCCCACUGGGCCAAAUCAUUCGCUGGGUCACCAAAGGCAGGUAUCUCCAAUAUCCAGAAGAAAAAGAGGGAUUCGAACUCCCAGCCACAUACAACGCGCUUCUCAACGCGUCAGAGAAAAAGACGGUUGCUGCCACCAGGACCAAUACCCGAGGGACCCAGGAGCGAGCUGAACGUCAACGAUCACAGUCCACUUCGUCAAGUGAUUCCGAGACUGUUGACACCUCUGAACUCGAAAAGGCUCAGACACAGAGAGAAGAACCUUCCGCAUAUACACCAGCGGACAAGGACGUCGAAGCUCUCUCCCUUAGUCGAACGAAGAGCCGUCAUGAAACCGUACCUUAUACCGAAGCAAGACUCGAGCUUGAGGCAGAACUCUCUCUUGCUCGCACAGAAACUAGACCUAUCGUUCCCCUCAAGACCUCCGAUGGAAACAUCCUCGUUGACUGGUACACUACCGAUGAUCCAGCGAAUCCUCAAAAUUGGUCCAAUGGCAAACGCGCCUUUGUCUCGAUAGUCAUUUGUUUAUACACAUUCGUCGUCUACACCGGCUCUGCAAUCUACACUUCCAGCGAAGAAGGCGUAAUCCACAAAUGGGGUCUCCGUCCAGUCGAUGCCGCUCUGCCCCUUUCCCUAUACGUCCUCGCCUAUGGAAUGGGUCCAUUGAUCUGGGCUCCUCUCUCUGAAAUUCCCAUCAUCGGCCGCUCCCCAGUGUAUGCUUCGACCAUGGCACUCUUCACGAUCCUCUCCUUGCCAACCGCCAUGGUCGACAACUUCGCUGGUCUCCUCGUCCUCCGUGUCCUCCAGGGAUUCUUUGGAUCUCCUUGUCUUGCCAACGGUGCAGCAACCAUGCAAGACAUGUACUCUCUCCUAUACCUUCCCUACGCUCUCGUCGCCUGGGUGUCAGCAGCGUACUGCGGCCCUGCUCUUGGCCCUCUUCUGUCAGGCUUUGCAGUGACCGCGAAAGGAUGGCGAUGGUCCCUCUGGGAGAUCCUUUGGGCAGCCGGACCCAUCUUCCUCGUAAUGUUCAUGCUUCUCCCGGAGACCUCCACACCCAAUAUCCUCCUCCGCCGGGCCAAGCGUCUCCGCAAGCUCACAGGCGACAAUCGUCUUCUCUCUCAGUCUGAAAUCGACCAGAAGGAAAUGUCAGCUUCCAAGAUCCUCGUCGAUGCCAUCGUCAAGCCCAUCGAAAUCACAAUCAAAGAUCCCGCGAUCGCGUUCGUCAAUGUCUACACCGCAAUCAUAUACGGUGUGUACUACUCCUUUUUCGAGGUUUUCGAAAUGUCCGGCAUCGAAGUGAGAGUAAUAAAUUCUAUAGACCGACUUAUUAGGUAUAGUAAGGGUAAGGUAAGCUAA
Molecule: messenger RNA, 1377 nt
Organism: Cadophora gregata
Lineage: Eukaryota; Fungi; Ascomycota; Leotiomycetes; Helotiales; Ploettnerulaceae
Exons: 1
Coding region: 1-1377 (458 amino acids)
Biological process (GO): xenobiotic detoxification by transmembrane export across the plasma membrane
Molecular function (GO): fluconazole transmembrane transporter activity
Source: RefSeq, a predicted model, not a curated record